GAGUGACUAGACUCAGAGACAGCGGAGAGAGUUACGAAUCCAACGACUCAUCGCAUGUUUCCAGUGACAGUGAUCAUGGCGACCAUUCUUCCUCUCCUCCCGCACCUGCUCCAGCUCCUCCUUCACCUGCUCCAGCUCCUCCAGCUCCAGCUCCAGCUCCUACCUCACCCUCUUACUCGCCUUCCUCUCCCACAUCUUCCGCUUCGACUGGCUCUCCAGCAACUCAAUCCAACUCUCCGAGCCCAUCAACUACCUCGUCCAGUUCAAGUCAAACAUCCAGUACUCCGUUGCAACCGAAAAAAGUCUCAGCUGAUGUGCUCGAGUUUGCGGUGCUCAUGCAGAUUCCACCCCAGAACUUUGGUGCAGCAAAGAGGAUGAGCUUCAAACAGGCUGUUGCCUUGUCAACUGGCACCUCAGUGUCUGACGUGAAUAUCACCUCUGUACGUGCCAUGUUGGCAAGACGCAGCAGCACAUCUAGCUUGGUAGAUUUCUCGAUUCAAUUUCAAAAUUCUUCUCUCCAACAGGAGAUUGCAACGAAUUUCCCCUUGAAGAAGCUCAAUGAAGAGCUGAUUCUGCAGAAUCUUCCAUCAGUUUCGAACCCAAACUCAUCUUCAUCGCCUUUCACAAUUACAACACCAAUAUUGAUUGGCAUUAUUGCCGGUGGAGUAGUCUUGCUCGGCUUUAUGAUUUGUGUUAUUUGCAUGCUCUCGCGCAAGAAGCGGAAGUCAAACGAUGAUGUGCACAUCUCGAGUAACGGCCAUGCCUCUUUGGUGACUUUGGAUUCGAAAUUCCCUCAACCGACAGCACCUCCUCCUCCUCCGCCUGUGUUCCAGCGAUAUGGACAACCGCAAAUUCCUCUCGCAACUGUUUGCCCAUGAGGAACUCCAUGUAGUAUGUCUAGUCUAUUUUUCUUAAUGAAAUUCCUUUUGUUAUCCAAAA
Guillardia theta CCMP2712 is the source of this 939-nucleotide messenger RNA. RefSeq lists its product as hypothetical. The coding region runs from base 76 to 378 and encodes 100 amino acids. The record is from RefSeq and is a predicted model, not a curated record. Lineage: Eukaryota; Cryptophyceae; Pyrenomonadales; Geminigeraceae. The transcript has 4 exons.